Messenger RNA from Cucurbita pepo subsp. pepo (vegetable marrow), 394 nucleotides. RefSeq names its product transcription factor PRE6-like. NCBI's taxonomy places the organism in Eukaryota, Viridiplantae, Streptophyta, Magnoliopsida, Cucurbitales, Cucurbitaceae. Gene Ontology annotation, biological process: regulation of growth; regulation of DNA-templated transcription. The record is from RefSeq and is a predicted model, not a curated record. Gene Ontology annotation, molecular function: protein dimerization activity.
AUCCCCAUAACGUCGUCGUUUCUCUCUCUCUCUCUCUCUCUGGCAAGAGUAUAAUGUCUAGCCGAAGAUCCUCGCGUUCCAGAAACACCUCAGGGGCUCAAAUCUCUGACGACCAAAUCAGUGAUCUUGUUUCCAAGUUGCAGCGCCUCAUCCCUGAGAUUCGCAAUACUCGUUCCCAUAAGGUAUCGGCUUCAAAAGUGCUGCAAGAAACAUGCAACUACAUAAGGAACUUACAUAGGGAAGUGGAUGAUUUAAGUGAGCGAUUGUCACAGCUUUUAGCAGCAACAGAAAACGACAGCGCUGAGGCAGCGAUUAUUAGGAGUUUAUUCAUGUAAAACUCUUAUUAGUUUAUGAAUGUCCCUACCACAUUACGACGUCGUUUCCAUUUUAUUUU